ACGCUGGCAAGAUAUUAUUAUUCUGUGUUCUGUACUUCUUCGAUUUUGAUGGCAAGAGUUGUCCGCAAUGAUCAGAUGCCACUUGUUGAGCUACACAUCACAAAUAUGCUAUCGCGAUCUUUGUCUGGAGUUCUUCGGCAAAUGAAGCCUUCGCCGUGUAUCAGAAUCACCACGUUGCCCAGUUGAAACGAACGCCAAUUAUGCAUCAUAGCACAACACACCGACGAGGACCAACCACUUUGAAGACCGUGCAAGUGCCAGUCUUCUCAUCGCGCGAUAAGUGUACUCACUAAGCUGGUUUAGCUUCGUCCCGCCAUCUGUCCUUUGCAACAACUGGGAUCCUCCAAGCUCUGGGAGUACUGCUGGCAGCUGGACUCGACAUUCUUUCGUCAUUCCUUACCUCACUAUUUCAUCUGUCUCUUUUGUGUAAUCCGGACGCGUAUUCGUGGCUUCUAGGGAAUGACCUUGUCUGGUACAAAUUUGUUGUGACCGCUGGAUUGGUCGGGGCUGCUGUCGCGCUGCUUUUCCGAGUUUUAUUAUUGAUUUCAUUCGUUCGAUAUAGCUAGACGCUUAUUUUUUCCUUUGUUCAUGUCCGAUUUCUUCUGCAUUUUAGGAGAAGAGCAUUGUAUGUUACAAGACUGAAAUUUUGGAGCGCAUACGUUUGUAUACCACCACAUAGUUAACAUUUAGGAAGAAACGAGCAAAGAUGACGGAGCAAACUUCCGUCGCGGACCUGGUGGUCCAGAUGCACGAUAAUAUGGACUCAAUCCAGAAAUGCGUGCAAACACUUUCCGACACAUCAGCGCACGAUGCAGAAAUGGAGCGGUUGGACAUUGAUCGGGCGACAAAGAUUGAAGAGAUAAAGAGGAAGCAUGAGGAAACCGCCAAAGAACUAGAGGCGCAACGAGAGAAGGAACGCGUUGAAAUUGAGGAGAGAAUCAAGAGGGAAGAGGAGGAAUUGAUGGAGAGACGAAGACGGGAAGACGAAGAGCGUAGGGCGAGAAUUCAAGCCGACGAAGAACACCGAUUACAGUUGAAGAGGGACAUCGAUGAUAAUAUGAGGGCCGACUUGGAGCAGACCCAGCUGAAAUUGCAUCAAGAAGCUGAAGCGCAAAUGGAGCUGAUGGAGGAUGAGAUGGAAAGGCGAGUGGAGGAGGGCAAGAAGAAAUUAGUGGAGUUGGAUGAGAAGAGAAGGGUUCGUAUAUCGCAGUUUGUUCCCAUGGAGAUAGUACUAACAAAUCAAAAGGCCAUCAACGCACAAAUUGAAUUAGCACUUAAUAAACCUACUGUUCUCCCAGUCAUCACAUACCGAAGCAGGGCCAAAACGCGUGGUUCUCCGCGAGCCUCUCCUGUCACUGCGAACUUUGCGCAUCGGGGGAGUAUGUCAACAAACGGGGCUCGUCCGAACGGUGAUGGAUAUUCUGCAAGGUCACUGAGUAUUUCUAAUGGGACUGACAAAAAUGAGAAUGGCACCAACAACAGAAAAAUGGACAGUGCACAAGUGAGUGCGGCGGCACCCAAGGUGCAAAAUAAUGCUGAAAAUGCCCCAACAGCCCGACCUGUGAAGGAUGACGAUUUUUCUUCUUCUGUGGCAGAACCCGAGGUAGAAGUUGCGUCCAAAGAAAUCGAAGCACCAACCGGGGACAAGGGCAUCGAUGCUGGAGAUGACAAAGUGAGCACAGGGCAUGACUUGGAAAAGGAGGUACCCGAGAAAGCCAAGAGAGACGUUUCUUUGCCGAGAGAGAAAUCCGAUGAGGAAACACACGCUGGUUCAGAAAAAGAGAUUGAGCAAAAGGAAGCAACACUACAUCAUGUUGAGAAAGAUAAUGCAAUAAGUAAUUUGGUUGACCGAGACGAGGUUUCUCGAGAUGACGCGCCCGAGAUGCACAUGGCAGCAAAGAGAUUGUCUUCGCCGAUUCAUGGGAAGAACAUCAACGAGGCAGAAAAACCAGAGCACCAUGAAGCGAGAAGAUCACAGCCGGAAAUCCGUUACGUCGAAGGACUUCAGAGUGAGGAGCACCAUGAGCAAAAGGCUACGAGCUUGGAUACAACGCACCACGAUACUCCACACGCAGAGAACUUUGGAUUUUCCAGAAAGGCUCUAGACAAAGGUGGGUUUGAGACCGCAAGCGAGAAACAACAUGAGGAUACAGCAGGUGAUGAUGAAUCGCUGGCUCAGCAUGGUGCACCUUCGAUCACUACAACAUCGCAUCUAAAUGAUUCUUUCGACAAGGAAUCAUCACACGACAUCACUAAAAAUGACAAGAUUAUGGGGUCUGAUUCCCCAAUUACAGAUGCUCGCGAUUCUGAUGCAAAUCAUGUUUCUGCUACAACACUCAACGACAUUGAACACUCUUCAACCAACGACAAAAACAUUUCAGCAAAGUCAAUCGAGGAAAGAAUCCCGCAAAUGGAAACCAAAACAAACAGCAAUUUCGAGACAGUACCAGAACCUUCCAGCCAAGUAACGGAACAAAAUGAUUCUACGCAUCAUGAACUCAAUGAAGCAGCUUCAGUACACGAGGAGCAUUCAAGAGAGUCCCAAACCCAGGAAAAGAACUCGGCCAAUUCGGGAAGUCACCAAGAAACUGGUUCCCAAGAUGAGCAAUCAACCAGCAUCAAGCCCCUAGAUACCGAAGAACCCAAACGUUCCAACAGCGAGGAAAACGAGCACGUGACUUCAAAAUCUCUUGACUUUGAAGAACAAAUUCCCACAGAACGAAAGCUGGAUGAUGUCGAAGAUGAAGAGCUGCCAGCUGAUUGGAUGCCAAGAAACCUAGACGAGUCACCUGUCAACAAGGAAGUUUCAGUCAACACCCCCCAUGAAAACACACCCCAUGCUCAAAUGGUAGAAGCAUUUAGUGGAGUUUUGGAAGGGGACAACGAGCAGCCAGCAUCUCGCGAUGCUCAUUUUGAGGAUGAGAUCAAGAGUAAGAAUCUCGAUGCUGUGUCUGAGCCUACACCUGUUGCAACCUCUUCUCAUCACGAAAAGCAAGGAUCCAAGGACGAAGACGAAGCUGAGAUUCAUGUUAAGAACCUUGAUUCUAUGCCCGUGCAAGAGGGCGAAUUCAAGAAGGAUGAUCUGGACUCUCACAUGGAGAUCAAGAACCUUGAUGCUCCAGCAGAAUCUAUCGAAAGCUCGCAUCACCAAGAAAAGAGCGAUUCUAAGAACAGCGUGGAGAUUCCGAAUGACAAAGUGGAAUUUGAGUUCAAAGGCAAGAGCCUUGAUGUUUCGCAUGAUGUUGCUCAUGACUCUCAUCAUGGAGGGGACCUCAAAGACGAGGAUUCUGAACCUGAGAUCCAAGUCAAAGAUCUUGAUGCUCGUUCCGAACAAAGAGAGGGUUCCAAGGACGAAGGGUUCGAUAGCGAGAUUCAAAUCAAGAACCUUGAUGAGCCUCGUAGCCCUCUUGAGAACUCUCAUCACCCUGCAUUGGAGGCACACAAGGAUGAACAGGAGACCGAAAUCAAGAAUCUCGAUGUUUUGCCAGAGUUUACCGAGAGGUCUCACCAGAAAGAGCUCAAUGAGUCGGAUACAGAGAUUGAAAUCAAAGAUCUUGACUCUCUCCCAGCACGCGCUGAGAACUUGCAUCAGAAUGACGAAAAAGUAUCGGAUGACAAAAAGCCAGAUUGGGAACUCCAUGAAGCUAACUAUGACAAUCUCCAUGAACCAAUUGGUCAAUCUCAUCAUGAUGAAGAGGAGCAAUCUAAGGAGGACUCAGAAGCCGACAUUGAGAUCAAGAAUCUGGAUGCUCACCCUAAGCCUGAAAUAGCCCACAUCUCCCAUCAAAAGGAAGAAAAGAAUUCUCAUGACAAAGAACAUGAUUCAAACAUUGAUGCCCGCAACCUCGAUGAUGAGAUUGAAAUCAAGAAUCUUGAUGCUUCGCCUGAAUCUUCCAGGGUCCCACAUCACGAUGAUGACAAGACUUCGCGGCAUGAGGAGGAAGACUUUGAAAUCCAACCUCGCAAUCUGGAUCUCGCCUCAUCACACUCGCACAGCGCAAGUGAAGAACAGAGGGAGCCGGAACUACACACUAGGGAUCUUGACAGUUUCCAGGAGCAGAUUCCUGCCCAUGAAGAACAUCAUGCAAGUCAAUCCACAAAGGAUGGAACAAACACUCCCAAGCACGAUGAGGAUGAUUUCGAUAUCCAACCUCGUAAUCUUGAUCUGGAUUCUCACAACAAAAAUCGAAAUGAGGCAGAGCUCGAGAUACACCAGCCAAAGGACUUGGAGACCCUCCAAGAAAAUGUCCCUGCCCAUGAAAGACAUCAUGAAAUUCAGCCUGAACAGGAUGGGGCAAGAAUACUGGAAGAUGAAGAGCACCAGGAGAUCCAAUCUCGCAACGUUGACGAAGUCUCGACACACUCUGCAACCCAGAAUGAUCAGGAUCAAGAAAUCCACCCUAAGGAUCUGCAUAAACUUCCAGAAGAGACUUCUGGUCACGAAAGCUCAAUUUAUGAAAGCCAACCACAGAGCCUCGAUCGGGAGACUGGACCAUCUCACCCCGAUGAAUCUGACCUUGACAUACAGCCAGAAGGCUCCUCUACAUACUCCGAAGGCGUCAAUGAACAUGAAGCAACUAGAGAAAGACAGCCCAAAGACUUGCACAAUACCCAGGAGUAUUUAUCGGCUCACGAAAUUGAAAGCCAGUCAAAGAGUCUCGAGCAGGAUGUCAGAUGUUUGCAUUCAGAGCAUAGUAAUACAGAGGUUGAGGCAAAAGACCUUGAUAGAAUCUCAUAUCAUUCUGGAAACGUCAACGAAUCUGAAUCAGGUGUAGAUAUGCAGCUCAGGGAUCUUGACAAUGUCGAAGAGCAACGCUCUACACACAAAGACCAUCAUGAAAGCGAGAGAAGGAGUUCCGAGCACGAAUACUCCCAUCCAGAGGCUGAAAUAGAACCCAGAAACCUCGAUGAUAUUCCCCAACAACUCGAGCACAUCAAUCGAGAUGCGCAAGAAACACACCUGCAGCCCAAAUAUCUUGAUAGUGUCCAGGAACACGAACCUGCCCACAGGGAGGAUCAUGAAAGCCAGGCUAAGAGUCACGGCUUGGACACUUCACCAUGCCAUCAACAAGAAGUAGAGCCAAGAAACCUUGAUGAAUCUCCAGCCCAUGAGGAUAUCGAUUUCGCACCCAGAAAUCUAGAUGCCGGACAGAGGAGUUCAGAGACUGAUCAUGAGGAGACCAUUUUCGAGACUUGUCAAAAAGAUCUUGAUGAACAGCCACUACGAGUCCACAUACCCGUCCAUGAAAACCAUGAAGAACAUCAAGACAACAUUAGAGCCAAAGACCGGGCUUUUGAAGCGAACGAAUUAAUUGAGAAGCCUGACUUUCAGCCAACAGAUCUGGACAAAUCUGCAAUGCACUACAAGUCACCUGACCAUGAGAAGCAUGAUGAGCAUACAUUCGAGUCCAAACGCAAUGAUCUAGACCCGCCAACCGAUGAUUUGGAAACAAACACUUCCAAUCCUGAAGUAGAGCUACAGUCAAAACACAACAACGAGCUUCCAACGCAAGUCCAUUCCACCGCUCAUGAUGAUCGUGAACACCAUGGCUACCAUGGAGUUGAUAUUGCUUCAAGAGAUUUGGAUGCAGAGAGCAGUGCUUUAUAUUUCACUGAGCAAGUGUCAAGGGAGGACGAGGAUGCCAACAGCCACCAAUCUUCAAAGCCAGAAAUCCACCAAAAAGCUUAUGAAGAGAUGCAUGAGAGAAACUUCGAUGAUGUAUCUAUGUCUCAAUCCCGCCACGACAAUACAGAAAUUGAGAUCCAGCCAAAGAACCUCGAUGAGGCCCCGGCAUCUCUCGAGAGCUCCCACCAACUCGAUAGAAAUGAUUCUGACUCAGCAUCAGAAGAUGAAUUCCAACCAAGAGAUCUCGAUGAGUCAGAAUCCAGUCAAAAGGAGUCGCAAGACAUUAUUGAUCACAGUAGAGUAAGCGAACUCUCUGGCGCUGGAAAUGCCAUGACCACCAUUGAGAACUCUCCUCAGCAUGAACGAUCUGGCGUAAAUUCUCGUGGUAGCCAAUACUUGAAAGAAGGAUCGGUGAACGAGCACGAGCCAGUAAACCAUUUUGACUUCUCGGAGGAAGAAGACCAAGAGGAGCCAGCCAAGGGGCAAACCAAAGAAAGCCGUGAACAACCAGCUUCUUUCAAGGAUCAUGAGUCCGAGGAGAAGCAAGAGACAACAAAAUCUCUGAUGGGCGAAUCCAAAAUGGACAACGUAUCGACCAUUGACGCCCAAGAAAGUCACCAGGGAGCGCCUUAUUUCGAAACCACCGCUGCACCACAAGCCACUCCAACUCAAGCGGCAUUCACACAACCAGAAGCUGUAAUCGAGGUCAGAGAAGUGCAAUCUAAGGAGCAGUCGGAGGCUGAAGACAUUGAAGAACAAGCAUCAACACCUUCUGAGGUUAUUUCAGAAGAGCCAGAAGAGCCAUUGGUCCUCACCAAAUCCCAUACGUCCAACGAAUUUUUCGAGGGAGAUCAAUCGUCACGUGAUUUGAGUGAAAUUGUAGAAGAGUCGGAAGAGGAUUUAUCAAUCAACAAAUCUCAUGAGCUUUCACAGGGAUAUGGGGUCCAUGAGAAUACUGGCCUUGAUUCACAUGAUCAUGAUUCUCUCAAACAACACCAAGACCAUGAGUACGAUACAUCUCUUGCGGGCCAAUCAACUUCUCGUUUCCAAAAUGUGAUCACUCCAGACGACAACAUGUCUACUCGUUAUGAAGAGUCGGAUCUUGACACUCCUGUACAAACCAGGUUUACCACCCAUACCGCAUAUGACCGAGAGAGCUCCGCUCAACACUCGUCAGAUGACGAAUACUCUAGUGCAACUUCUCCUCAGGGAUAUCGUGGAAGGAAAGACAGUUCACUGUCAGAAAAAGACUUCUUUUCCAUGAUGUCGGGAGGCUCGACAAAACGAGUGCUGCCCGUUCAAAAUGACAGGCUUUCGGAGGAAGAAGAUUCCGAUCGUGAGAAUAACACUCCAGGCAAAAAGGAAGACGAUCAAGUGGCACACGAUGUGACGAAAUCAGAAGAGCCAACAACAGCCAGAAAUUUGGAUGUUUCGUCUGAAAGUGAGGGCAUUGAUCAUCACGCAAAAGACUUCAAUGAGGCUACCUACAACCAGCCAAACUCCCCCAUUGCAACUGAUCCCGAGAGCCACGUUCUACCUUCUACACAUAUCGAGAAAAGAUCGGCUAGCCACUACAAUGCUGAGGUGGACCACCCAGUUGUGAAGGAUAAAGCUGCCAUGUUCGAACCAAAAGAUCUCGACGAAGCUCCCGUGCAAACUAAGGACAUCGACCUAUCUCACGAAGAACCCCAAACCCAAGCAUCCUUCGCAGAACAUUUUGAUAAGGAACUAGAACCUAGAGACCUAGACAACAAAACGGAGAGCGCUAACGUCAAAGAGGACUCAUCUGAUUUGUCUGCUACCCACGGCGUAUCUUCUCACACUGAAUCCCACAAGGAGCAAACUUCCAGCUCACACGAGAUCGCUCCCACCGUGGAACCAAAAGAUCUUCCCAAGUCGAUGGAAACAUCGGUUUCAAAAGAAGGGUCAUCUGACUUAUCUGCUGCCAAAAAUGAGCUCGCUCACGUUGAAUCCCACAAUGAGCAGACUCCAAGUCCGCUCAAGCCCGAUUUCACCGCGGAAAAGAAAGAGACAAGCCACCAAGCAGAGGAGCCUUCCGUCGAAGAGGAGUCUCAUGUGGAAAUUCCAUCUCCGGACUUUGUAGCAAAAGACCUCGAUACCCCAACAAAAUCUACUGAACUCGAGCAUACGGCGGCCAAGGCCGAUGUCCACGAGAAGUCCUUGGACUUGGAAGACAUCAAAGACAACCAAUCAACACACAGUGGAGAAGUUGAUGAAUUUGCAUCCGUAGAGGGCCAUUCAAAAGAUUUCGAUGUUCAUCAAGAAAAGUCCUUGGAUCUGAAUAGUGUCGAGCACGAUGAACCAACGCAUAACAACAUUGUCACCUAUCAUGCAUCUAUCGAUGAACUUCCAAGCGCCUUUGAGUCAGUCCAGGAAAAGCCCAAGAGCUUGAAAGACACAAUAGACCAUCACUCAGCGCAUAGCAAAUUUGUCGAAGAGACCUCAUCUGCUGAGACAGCUCCAAAGGAUCUCCAUGCUGAUCGUGAGGCGGAGUUGGAUAUCAUUAAAGACGAUGCUUCGGUGCACAGUAAAGCCAUUGGUGAGACGAACUCCGCUGAGGUAUUCUCAAAAGACCUGGAUGAUGAUUUCGAAAAGCCUUCACACUCGGAAAACUUGGAGCACAGCGAACCAACACAUAGCAAAGCUAUCGGCGAGAGUCCAUCAGUAGAGACAGCAAAAGAGCUUGAUACUGUAAAAUUGCCAAGCGGACUCGACAACGUAGUUGAACAAGCACAAAUUUCAGAACAUCAAGCUGCUUCCAAAGAUAUUAAAGAUGAUCGCAUGCGAUCGGGCGAUGACCGCGACGAGAUUGUUUCAGCCAAGGAAGUGUCAAAAGAUCACGAUACUUCUUCACAAUCAAGUUAUCAUGAUGAAUCAAGGAAGGAGAUUGAGACGCACGAAGAACAUCCUGCCUCGCAAGGCAACAGCAUGGCAAAGGAGAUAUCUGAGAGCCCACUACAAUCACGAAAGAUUUCCGCAAAGGCUCUCGAUACUGAAUCGGACGUAGAUGAAGUUGAAAAGCACAGUUUCACGAAGGAUCACGAUGAGGUUCCAGAGCACGAGGAGUCUCCGGCACAAGUCAAAGCCCUCGAUCUAUCCACUGAAAAGGUUCCGACUGGAGAUGCCCACGAGGAAAGCAAGACCACCGAAGAGAAAAGCGCAACCCCAGCCUCAAGCAAAGACGUCCAAAGUCUUGAGGCAGCCAAGGAAAAAGAAACCCACACCCCAGAUCAAGCCGUCGCAUUCCCAAUUGUUCGCGCCGCUCUCCCAGUGACAUCAGAGCCAGUCUCUGAGAGCGACGAGACCAUCUCAGGAAGUGAGGCACCAAGUUUCGAAAAAGAUCGUUUCAACACUCUAUUAGAGAACCCCCAAGACAUAGACGCCGAAAGCCAGAACGAAGAGGACGACGAGUCGGGAGCAGACUCCGAUGAUGUGGAUGAUCCUUUUGCCCUUGAGGGUGCUAUUGGCCAGGAAGCGAACAAGUACCAUGAAGACACGGCCUCGUGGGUUGCCACAAGCCGUGGCCAAGAACCUGAUGGACAUGAACAUUUGUCAGAAAACGGCGAAGAUACUUCUCGCGAAGCCCAUGACGCUGCAGCUUCUUUGUUAGAUCUUUCUGCAGUGCCAAAGUCAAAGGAACGUCAUCAAGAGUUCUGGGAAGCUGGAAAUAGUGAUAUUCAUGAUUUCGGGACUCAGGGUAGUACCUUACCAGUCCAUGCCCUAAGCGAGAAUUCGAACGAACAUGGAAAUCUUUAUGAGGUUUCACAUGAAGAGCCAAAGAAGGAUUUCGAGUUACCUGUAACAACAGACAAUCUUUCCCCUCCUAUUCAUGAAGAAUAUAAGAGCGAAGAGUCAAACUCAAAAACGUCAACGCCAACACGAGAAGCGUCUCUUGAAUCCCCUCAUCACGCCUCUGAGUACGCGGGGCAAACACUGGACCCUGAAUUAGGCUCACGUACUGUUGAAGACACCGACAGCCUCUUUGAGGAUGAUGACGAGGAAAACUAUGAUUCACAAGAUGAAGAAUUCCCAACUCGUGCUGAGCACGGAUUUGCACACAACAGUCAAGAGCCCGAAUUCGACAUGUCUCAAGGCCCCCCAGCAAAUGUCCUGUCACCAAACUCUCAUUACUACGCAAGUAUGGCCGAAACCAUUCGACCAGAAAUCGAACACGUCAGACAAAUCAAUGCCAUUCCUGAAGACUCAGAGGAAGACCUUCAACAUCCCGCACAUGCCGGGUUUUCAUUCCAACCUUCUGAGGCCCCAAUAGCCGAAGAGGAUAGUUCCGACGAGGAGCGAUAUGAACAGGACAACCAAGUUCGGCGCGAGGAAAGCUUUGUGAGAGAAAGAAGUCAUACAGCUGAUACCGCCCCUUCAUUUGAAAUGUCCGGCCGAUCUGACGAAGAGGAUUCCCCUCCUGGAACCCCAAUCGACGAAAUCGCCAACACAGCGCAAGAAGCUCUCUGGAACGAACAACUCAUUUCGUCAUCCUGGCCUCAUAGACAAAGCCUCGAUCGACCAAGCCUCGAUCCACAGGAAUCCGAACCAGAUCUCAAGUCUCAAGCCUCGCCUACACCACUACAGGCCGAGUUCGAUCCAUACAACCCUUCACAAUACGAUUCCCGUAGGGCAAGUCUGACAUCAAUGACAGCGGAAACUCCCCGACUUCUUAACAGACAAAUCACUGUUGAGGAACCCAUGCAGAGUCCCUUCCAACCAGCCUCUCGGUUCGAGCAGGACAACCUCUCAGACUUCAAGAUCGGGUCCCUCGACGGCACCGCACCAAUAAUCAGCAACACCAUCUACCCAUAUAACCGACCCAUGUCUCGAUUCUCCAUGGAUCCAGCACCAUCAACAAGGAACUUCUCCCGUGGCUCAAUGGAUUCCGCCCGCAGUCGAGGGAACUCCAACCCCUCACCCGAAUCCUCAAGGCCAACUUCACGACCAACCUCACGUCCAACCUCGCAACAAGCCCCAGUUGACCCGCCCGCAGCCCCAAAAGAGCGCCCUAUGUCCAUCUUCCAAAAAACCCGCUCCCUCUUCGAGUCUUCCUCCAACGGAACACCCCUUCUACCAAGCAUGUCCAUCUUCCGCAGCGCGCACACCACGCCCAAAGCCGCGUCCCCAGCAGGAAUCCGUCGCGAACGCCCCGCAAGCAUGUACCACGACAACCUCCCACCCCCCAUCUCGCCCAAGCCCACGAAACUAAGUCAUGAAGAGAGCUCUUCUUCUUACGAUUACGACAGCGAAGAGGACGGAGACAUCGUCCCCAAAUCUCUCGAUCCGAUCCCAAAACCACCUUCUCCCGCCUUCUCGCUAGCGAGUCUAAAUUCCAAAGAGGGAAGUCGAGGGAGCCGAUCAGGAAGUCUGAGAAGCAGGGGAAGUCACGAGGAGAACCGACCACAAAGCAUGAUCGCCACCAAGACCCAAUUCUACGAUCCCCCAGCACAAAGUACAUCCAUCCCCCCACCCACCAACACCAACACCAACACAAAC
Messenger RNA from Hymenoscyphus albidus, 11143 nucleotides. Lineage: Eukaryota; Fungi; Ascomycota; Leotiomycetes; Helotiales; Helotiaceae. The record is from the annotation of a GenBank genome assembly.